GACGAAACAGCUGCGCGUGUUCGUUGUUGGGUUAAAAAAAAGACCAAUUUGAGGACGGCUUCGCGACGGAAAAACCGACAAUUAGGACGGAUUUUAGUUUCUUCGAUGUCUGACUCCAUGAGGUCCAGUAGGCUUAAGGAUGCUGUCCUGACUCCUGUGCAGAUGUAUUACAAGUGGAAUUUUUCAGGGAUGUGUUCAUGGCCUCUGCAAAGAUUCAGAAAGGGAUGGUAUUUCUGAAAGGAGGGCCAACUGCCCUGGCUGUAGAACCUGCAGCUGAUCAUCCCGCUGUGCCUCUCAGACCAGCGAAGAGACCCAAACGAUGGACAGAUCAAAGCGCUUUAGCAUCCAGUGAGGAACCGGAGUUUUGGGAUGCAUGUUGCAGGAAUUCGUCCAUUGUAAAGAUGGACGAACAAAAGCACCUCUCAAGCUUGAACACUCAUGCAGGAAACCUGUCAGCUGACAGCACCUGCAAAAGGGUUAAAGUGACACUGGACAACAACAGCAUGUGGAAAGACUUUUUCAGCUGUGGGACAGAGAUGAUUGUCACCAAACAAGGCAACAGGAUGUUUCCCUACUGCCGGUUCCGCAUCACUGGAUUACACCCAUCGAAGAACUACUGUCUUUUAAUGGACAUCCAUCCUUUAGAUGGCAGUCAGCACAAGUGGAACGGCAACAGCUGGCAAGUCUGUAGAAAAGCAGAGCGUCAUAUAAAAACUAAACCGUUCGUUCAUCCAGAGUCUCUUGCUACAGGUGAGCACUGGAUGCAGAGUCCAGUGUCAUUUUACAGACUGAAGCUCACCAACAACAUUUCAGACCAGGAGGAGAACAUCAUCCUGCAUCCAAUGCACCGUUACUUACCACGCCUGCACGUGGUCCAAACUGACAAGGCUCCUGAAGAGGUUCGGUUAAACGGUCCCAACGUUCUCACCUUCACUUUUCCCCAGACUGAGUUUAUGGCUGUUACUGCUUACCAAAACCCACAGCUUGCUCAGCUAAAAGUCAAUUACAACCCGUUUGCUAAAGGCCUGAAAGAAGAAGGGUCAAUUUCAUGGAGCCUGAAAGUAAAAAGCAACUCUAGCAAAGUCUUGAUCACAGAAAGGGGCAAUGCAAUCGCUGAGCAGCAUCCUGUGAAGAAAAGCUUGAAGUCAUUGCUUGCAAACCAUAAACCUCGAUGCCCAAAGACAGUUAAUCCAAAACCCACAGACCCACCAGCCGCCCAGAGAAACUCUACUGCACACAAAGAUCAGUCAACUGUCAAGGUCACAGCGGAAAGUUCACGCUCUCGUCCGACUCAGAAGCUGUUUUCUGAGCUGAUUCGCGAUGCUCAUGUUUCACUCCAGAGAUGUAAUAUGGACAGUCUUGACACGAGUCACAUCACCGCCUCCGGAGCUACACAAACACGAACUCACACUACAGUCAGGAGGACCGGUGGAGGUCAGGCUGCUCGUCAGAGGGACGGUUUAUCUGUCAAAGCACUAAAGAGGAAAACUGAAGUUUUAGAAAAAAGAAGAAAAGCUAAAGAUGAAAAGCACAUUUUUAGUUCAUCUAGCCACAAAGACAGUGCCAGAACCAAGGGUUCUGAUGGUGGUACUUCUCCAAUUAGGUCUCAGAACUCUUCUGAAAGUGUGGAUCUUCUGUGUGUUUCGGACACAUCAGAAGCCACGAGGCAUCCCAAACGUCCCGCCCGCCUUCCCCUUCCAGCACUCGCUCUGUUUCUGAAACAGCAUUCAACUAAAUUAAAAAAGACCACAAGCAAACCAGACACUUCUCCUGCAGAACCUGCGUCUGGAUCCAGAGGUUCUGAUGCAGUUUCUAAACAGACUGAGCCUGAACCCAUCACAGAGAGCUGCACACAUGCCAGAGUUGAAGAAGCGAGUACUCCUGAACGAGCCGGUGAAACCCAUCAAAAACCUUCGAUUCCUUCAAGUGACGGUUCUUCUUCUGGAGCAGAACCACAACAACCCAACUCAUUAGGCUUAGUUUAUGAGAGCUCACCCUCAGAGCUGCUCAUACCUGAUGUUACACCAGUAUUAGCCACCUCUUCCCUUAAGACACCUACACCCCCCCCUUCUACGUGUACUACCUCAUCAUCCAUCCUAAAUGAAGUGUUACCCUCCCAUAACUCACUCCCAACAUCCACACUACCUCCAGAGCCCCACCCCCUGAAGACCGAGUCCUCUCUUCCCGACCCAGAGUGCUCAUCUUUUGACUUUGAGCCUCUGUCGCCGGCGAGUUCUCCAGAACCUUUACCGUCUCUGCCGGCUUCGUUAGCUUUGGAGCUUGACUCUACGGCUUCCGAAGCAGCUUUUCCCACUGAACAGUCUGACGACCUGCUGCCGAACAGAAGCUCCGUCUUCAAGUGGCACACAGUGUUACCGCCGUCAGAGCCGUAUGUGGAAACUCCUUUUGGAACAUUUCAGCCCGCCAUCGGAUCUGCCGCACCAUUGCUGCCUUGUCACACUGAACCACAGGAUCUGAACUCGUCACCAUCUUUGCCUUCCAGCGAACCUCCUCCAUCAUUUCAAGACUGUGAACAGCUUCUGCCUUUCCCCGCCGAGCUUUCACCCCUCGCACUUCAGCUGCCGUUGUCUCCGACCUUCUCACUGGACGGGGAACGACUGUCGCCCACUCCUUCCCUCACCGACCUGGUGCAGUUCUUCUCGGUUGAUGAGGACACUGGGAUCGGGACGACCUUUCCAAACUCAGAAGCCGCCGUUCCCAUUUCCCUCCCACCGUCGGCAGAAACCCAUGAACCGCUACUACCUGCCCCUCCAGACUCAGUCCAGAAAUGCAGACGCAGGAAGAAGAGGAAGGGGAAGCUGGACGAGAUGAACGAGGGUCAGAAGAUAGAAGAAUGUGUUCGUAUGCAGCCUAACAUGGAGGAAGUGGAGGAGCAGUUGUUCAUCUCUUUCACGUCUAAGGAGGCCUUAAGGCUCCAUAUUCCAGACGCCCCCAACAUGUCCACCCCACACUCUGAGGCGACACCCGAGAGUCGAGUACCUGCUGAGGAGCAAGAGGGACACUCUGAUGUGGAGGCUCUGCAGGAGAAGAUAGCUACAUACCAGCAGACUCUGCUGAGAGACCUGAAGCUGAUGAAGCACCGGCAGGUCAUCCAUCCGGUGCUGCAGGAAGUCGGUCUGAAGAUGAGUCUGCUGGAUCCAGCUCUGUCCGUAGACCUGCAGUACCUGGGAGUGCGCCUUCCCAUCCCGCCUCCUGGAGUUAGUUUGGAGUCUUUGAUGCAGAACCUGCCGUCGACCAGCGAUGUUCCUGCAGGAUUUAUGUCCAGAACAGGAAAAACUACAGAUGUGACACAGAUCAAAGGCUGGAGAGAGAAGUUCACUACAUCAGAAGUUGAACCCUCUCCUACGUCCUCCAAACCUGAAGGUUCUCCACUUUUCCUCUUUGCUGGACCCAGUCCGGACCUGCAGAAGAAGAACCUGUCGGCGUUCUGCAGUGACAUGUUGGACGAGUACCUGGAAAACGAAGGGAAGCUGAUUGACGAGCGGGCCGCCAGUUUCUCCCAGCCGCCAGCGGACACGCCGGUCUUUGAGCUCCCCGUGAGGAGCACCAGCUACGUCCGGACAAUGGACCAUAUCCUGAAAGUGCAGACCGCCGGGUCACCCGCCUCUGACCUGGUGUCUGGAUUCAUCCCGCCCUCCAAGAGACCGCGACUCAAAGAGAAAAAAAACCCAAAAAUGGUGAAUAGGAAACGUUUAGGCCCCAAACAGAACAAACCCAGACCGGCACUUGGCGCUGCUGAGACCUCUGAGUCCACUUCACCAACGCAGCCCAUUUUACCCACACCUGAACCCACACCUGAACCCCCCCCUGAGAAUACCCAGCCUUCAGUCCAUCCCCCUUUUAAAAAGAGGCGGAAGCUCAAACCCAAAACCUCGUCUCAGACCCUGAGUCCGGCUGAGUCCGCGCCGCUGCUGCCCCCCAUCUCCAGAGACCUAGCUCCGCUGGAGUCUGACUCCGAGCUGGGCCCGAGCUGCAGUCCGACCAAGGAUGUCAUCAGGAAGCCGAGCCGGACCGUCACGACUCGGGCCCUGCUGAGGCAGAGAGACCUAGAGGACAGCGUGGUCCGGGAGGGGCGGUACCGGACCAGCAUCACCGAGGAGAGGGCCGCCAUCGCUCUGUCCUCGCUCUUCACGCUCACCGGCUUUGUGAGGGAGAACCCAACGGCGCCGAUCCAGCUUCCGCAGAGACAAAAGCCGUCUUGCCUGAACGAGUUCUGCAGACUCGGCUGCAUCUGCGCCAGCUUGACGAGGACGGCCCGCGUGAGCCACUGCGGCCGCUUCGACUGCAUGUUCGGCUGCAGCUGCCUCAAGCAGAAGGUGGUCCUCCUCAAGAAUCUGGAGAACUCCGACUCCAGUGGCUCCUCCCUCCAUGGUGGGAUCAAGAAGAAGAGGAGGAAAAGGAAGAGGAGGAUGAAGAUGGCUUACGUCCUGAAGGAUUCAGAAAGUGUGUUCCAGCCUGCAGAGCGAGUCCAGAACCUGUGGAAGAAAGGCGCGGCCGACGUAGAGUUAGAGCCCGUCUCCGCCCCUCGAAUGUCCUCGUUCUGCUACACAGCUAAGGAGUCUUCAUCUCCGACGGGACGGAAGAACGCGUCCAGCCAGCUCACAUCUGAGACGUUUCCUGUAAAACGGUCUCAGGUGAAGCGACGGUAUCACUGCAGCUGCGCCAGAAUCCGAGUCUACAACAGAAAGCAGAAAACUGCGGACGAGGAGAAUGUCUCCAAAAACAAUUCUGCUCGGUUGAAGGGUUUAAUGAAGGGAAGCCAGACGGUUCGGAUGAACAGCUCUCAUCGCCGUUCUGUUUCUAACACAGAUGGUUCCAGUCCCACUCAGCACUCUGACAGUUCAGAAGCAGAACCGGCACCGAAGCCUUCAAAGCGCCUGUUCAUUCAAAAGACGUGCGAAUGGAGCUGCAAGGCGGACCAAAACUUUGUCCUGAAGAAGCUGAGUAAGGCUGUGGCUCAGGAUGAACUCAGCAAGCCCUUCUGGGUCAGGAAGUACCUCAUCAGUCCUACAGACCAGACUGUGCAGGGCACCGGCGCCGACCAGUGCAUCCACUACCGGGUCCGGAUCAGCGCACCCAAGCGGGAGAGGAAGAAACAAGCAGAACAAGCCAUUCUGAGAAAUAUUCAGAGUCAGAAGAAGAAGGACCUGCAGGGAAAACGUUGUGUGAAGAUCAACCAAGCAGAGGUAAAGGCGGAGCCUGAGGAGGACCACCUAACGAAGGGGAAGAUGGCAGAGCAUUCUGAUCACCAGCAGAACCCUGAGAAGUUCAGGCAAGAACUGGAGGAGGGAGAACUUCCAGAAGACUGGCAAACAAUGGGGGCGGGGCCUAACUUCUAUAAGGAGGAGCCGGUGGAGGAUGUGAAAGAAACAGAGCUCACUGAAGAUUGGCAGAAGGAAGGGGCGGGGCAUAUAGAAGACAGACAGGAAGAGGUGCAGCGGUUAAAGCCUUUGGAGGUAAAGGAGGAGGAGGAGCCUCUAAAAAACUGUCUGAAGGAGGGGGCGGGGCAUGUGGAGGACUGGGAGGAAGAGGAUGAAGAGGACACUGAGGAAGAAGAGGAGGAUGAUGUCACCAGUUUCAGUGAAGAUGAUGAGGAGACGAGUGGAGAGCAGAGAACAGGCUGCAUUCCUUUUCCUUUCCAGACGGAACGGUCGACUGACGGUCUCCUCUCCGCCUCGCUCCGACAGCCAGGAGGAAAGGAUCAGCUCGUGCAGGUCAACGGGAAGGACUUCAAUUUGGCAAGGAUCGAGUUGGGGAGGAUGGGGGCGCUCCACCCGGCCAACCGUCUGGCAGCUUACCUGACGGGCCGCGCAACCUCCACCCAGCGGCGUAAGGCCUUCUUACUCCGCUGCAGACGCCUUCAGGACGCAGUCAGCUCCGCCCCAUCUGUGCUCCCCGCCACCACCACUGUGGCAUUGGCCCCCUCCACAUCGCAGCCAAAUCCCCCCACAGACCCACAGCUCAAGAAGACCGUGACCCCCACGUCUUCUAAAGCCCCCCAGGUGUUGUUCCUUCAAGUCCCCGGCCCACGUAAAGCUGUUCCUCUAUCGGUCGUGGCCCCCAAGGCGCCCGGAUCUUCACCGAACCAGCAGAGGAUGGUCCUGCAUCCGGUUCCGUCUCUGUCGGGCGCUAAGUUUUACCGUAAGCCCGACGGGAAGUUGGUCCAGCUGGUUCCUGUGUGUCACAUGAAGACCAUCACCCCAAAGGCGCCAGCUCAGGGAGUGGUCUCCCUUCCCCCCCUCAACACUUCGUCAUUGACCGUCGUCUCCGAUCCAAAGACCACAGGGACCUCCUCAGCUGGAUCCUCCUUUGCCAUCUCUCCUUCUUUGGCCCCCCUCAAUCAAAAACCCCAUAUCCUCAGAGGUCAGCGGAUGAUUAAAAUCCCGUUGAGCAGCUUCAAUAAAGACCCAGUUGUGUUGACCAUUAAGGCGCCUCCCCCCCCUCCAGUUCAUACAAACCUGAACUCCGUCAAACCCCCUCCGAGUCAGGAGGUCAAGCCGGGUGUCCUGAAAAUGCCGGUAACUGUCGUCCCUCUGGGUUCUGGGGGAGUCCAGCACCAACCUGCUGCCCCACCUCAGCCUGAGACCCCAACAUGUGCCCCUUCUGCCCCGCCCACCGGAGAGACGAGUCCUCAGCUGGAGUUGGCCCGUCACCCUGCGGACCUGGACAUCGUCUGCGUGGACGAGGACACGGGGGUUUACUCCCGGAAGAGCCAGCAGGUGGAGUUUGUCGACUUGAGCAGCGACACAGACAACUCGUCAGACCUGAGGGAGUCGGAGAGCGAGGACGACAAACCGAGGGGCUUCCAGAGAGAACACCUCAACCAGCAGGCAAGGGAGCGCCGACUUCAGAUACGCCAGAUGUUUGGCUCCCUGAGGAGAGAGGUCGGAACGUCCCCGGACAAACUGACCAAGAUCGGCACGCUGAAGCGGGCGCUGGAGGAGAUCCAGGAACUGAGGAGCGCCGAGACCCUCCUGAGGAGGAAGAAGACGAGACUGAAGAGGAGGAGGGACCAGUUCCUGUCCAUACUGGUUCCAUCAGCAGAAGAGGAUCAUUCUGAUCUCAGCCUGAAGGGGGCGGUGGAUCUGUCGAACAAGUCUAUUCCUCUGUCGUCUGAUACCGAGGAAGACCCUGACCCAGAAUGCAUUGGGACGACCUUCAGCGGGGACAGUCAUGGUGACGUGAAGGAAGCGAAGAGUCAAAACAACGCUCCACGUGUCAUGGAGCUCCCUGACACACCUGCUGAUAAAGGAAAGGUCCUUGAGCUCCUUUUGUCCAAUCAGGACAAGCUGUCAGCAGGGGGCGGGGCCUCUGCACCAUCAGGACAUGCAAACAAUCACAUCCUAAACACGCCAGCUCACCUGAAACCAGUGUUGACGCCCACCUGGGCUGAGACACGCCAGGCAGCAGUCCUGGCUCCUCCCCUCGUGCCGCAGCGAAAGACGAUUCCCAUCAUUUUAUCUCGCAGUAAAGUUGCUACUCCGUCAGCCAAUAAUCCAGCAGCUUUGCAGGCAGGCCCCCCUUCUUCUCACAUCCAUUUACAAAAUACAUCACCUGGCGCCUUUGUGCCGACCCCGAUCCCUGUGGCGGUGGCUCCAGUGGUUCUGACGCCGAUUCCUGUUUCAGCUGUGAGCUCAACCGCCGUGAUAAUCCCCAUCCUGACCCAUCAAGAGGCCAUGCUGUGCUCAGGGCCCCGCCCCUCAACAGAUUUCAGCCGUCGGAUCAUAACUACACAACCUGCCGCUCAGAAGGACCCACAACCUCACACACUACACACACAGACGGACCGGGAGCCUCUGCGGGGGGGGCCUGAUCCACCCACACCCGCUUCACACCUGGCAGGUGUGUCUCGCCUGAGCUCGUCAGAGGAGUCCAACCUCGGGAACUCGUCUGCACGGCGUCACGGUUCGGGUCAGAACUCGGAUCUUCAGCCGCCGGCGCCGGACAGCGACGGCCUGUCGUCCCUCCUGGAUGAAAUCGUCUUUUUGAACCAGCAACCCAUUUCCACGGCAACGGCAGGAAACCCACUUUCUGAGGACUCUUCUGUAGUGGGCGGAGCCUCUGAAGGAGAACAAGCCCCCAAACCGAACGGACCACCAGCAUCCAGAGGGGGGGUCGUGCAGCUGGGUCAGACUACUGGGAGUGGGAAGGGGUGUGUCCUGGCCCCACCCCCGUUACUGCACAUGAAAGUGGGCGGGGCUGCAGUGACGGCCCACGCCAACAGCGCCAAGACAGCGGCGGGGGGUCCGGUGGAUGGGGGAGGGCAGGGGGGUGCGGCGUCCCUGGGUACGACAUGGACGCCCAGACCGAUGCCGAGGCUGGUUCCUCUGGGCCGCAGAGGAGUCUCCCCCACCUGACCCGGCUCGGCCCGACACGUGGUUCUGGAGUUUUUGAGAGUUUGGUUCAGCAUCAAGUCGACUGUUACAAACUUCUGCUGCUGGAGCAUUUUUACUGAGAAAGUUUGUUGUUUAUAUUUGUGUUCUAACAGAACCGGGCCGUUCUCAACCACCUCAGAACCUCUAAAGCAGUUUUCACCUUUUUAAGUGAAACUGUCAAACUGACAGCCGCCGGUGGAGGCCGGAUCGGAGAACCCGGGUUCUUGAACUAUUUCAGAAUAAUCUAUUUGUUUGGUGUUUUGUUUGGGGGGCGUAGGGUGGGUGGGGGGUGUAGUCUCUGGUCCCUGAAGACGUCCGUCUGGAGUUCAGAAUUUUUAUACCGAAACUGAAAAACGAGUCAAAGUAACCUGAAAAAAGGAAAAUACAGAAAUGUUUUCAGAUCUAUUAUAACUCUACGCUUUUAUUUUGAAAGGAAAAAAAAACAGGAACACACCCUCUGCUGCUUCCUGCCUCAGAGUAAGAGCAGUCCUCUGCACUCCUUGUUUCAUAAACGUCUGUUGUAAAUCCUGUUUGGAUAAUAAAGGUUUUAUAAGAAA
This is a messenger RNA of Oryzias melastigma (Indian medaka), 8953 nucleotides long. RefSeq names its product MAX dimerization protein MGA a (gene mgaa). Gene Ontology annotation, cellular component: nucleus. The transcript is spliced from 23 exons. Bases 198 to 8378 code for a protein of 2726 amino acids. The record is from RefSeq and is a predicted model, not a curated record. Gene Ontology annotation, biological process: cell fate specification; regulation of transcription by RNA polymerase II; positive regulation of DNA-templated transcription. Gene Ontology annotation, molecular function: DNA-binding transcription factor activity, RNA polymerase II-specific; RNA polymerase II cis-regulatory region sequence-specific DNA binding; protein dimerization activity. NCBI's taxonomy places the organism in Eukaryota, Metazoa, Chordata, Actinopteri, Beloniformes, Adrianichthyidae.